This is a messenger RNA of Scomber japonicus (chub mackerel), 1467 nucleotides long. RefSeq lists its product as uncharacterized. Lineage: Eukaryota; Metazoa; Chordata; Actinopteri; Scombriformes; Scombridae. The transcript is spliced from 5 exons. The coding region runs from base 1 to 1047 and encodes 348 amino acids. The record is from RefSeq and is a predicted model, not a curated record.
AUGGGGAAUACACAGAGUUACAUAGUCGCGUCGCUCUCUGUCAGUUCUGUGUGUUUAGUUUAUGUUUAUUUUUACUCUUCUCAUCGGUUGUUAAAAACUAAUGUCCUCACCAGCGACACACUUCCAAGUUCCGGUUAUCUUUUUAUUAAACAUGUGACCAAGGCUCUGAGUCGCAGAACAGGCUGUUUGUACUCAACUAACAAACAGAGUGAAGUUAUUUACACGGUCCUCAACUGCAGGCUGGAGACUCCCUUGUUGAGGAGGUUCUGCAGUGCUGGAGGGUAUGGUUGGGAUUAUCCAGACAGUGAAUACAGAGACAUCCCGCUGUGUUUCCCAGAGUUCCUCUGCCACAGACUGCUGCGUAUUCUCCUGACAGAUCAUAACUUCAGGCUGAGCCCAGCAGGUCUGAUUCGUGUGCGCCAGAGUUUGAAAACCCAUCAGCCAGUGGAUGAGCUGAAGAAGGGUGCAUUCACUCUGCAGGCUCGAGUCCUGGUGUACAGGAAGGUUGCAGCUGGGGUAGAGGUGGACAUCUGUCUGUCUGCCAUAUCACGUUCUGGAAAUCCAGUGUGGGAAAGCGUCUUGACGUUCCUCUCUCAAAACAAACUUCACAAAGCCAGCAGAUGUUCACAGCCGGUGACAGAGAAUGAGAGUCAAAUAGAUGAGCCUGUGCCAGAAAAUAUGAAGCAGGUAGAGCUGAGAGUUCCCUGGAGAACCAGCCUGCAGUGUGUUUGGUCCUUCUCAGACUAUCCGCUCCUCUUCCUACCAGCCAGGCUGUUUGGCUGCAGAUUACAGACAGCACCAAGUAUCUGGAUGCUGUCUGUGUGUUUGGCUGAAAUUGAAAAGCACAAAGGGGUUGGAGUCAUCACAGCACCAGUCAACAUCACCGUCCAGUUUAAGGAGCCUCUGUUGAUACCAGGCAAAGUAACAAUCAAGUUUUGGGAGAUGAUCACAAACGAGGGACAUCCACCUUCCCGAGCCCUCAACUUCCACAUGCAGCAGCACAGAAGCAGCACAUCUUACAUAGCGGGAGUUAUUUCUAGAUCCUGAUUAACACUGAAGGACACAUUAAAAUCCUGAUAUUGUACAUUUUCAGUUUAGUUUAGUUUCUAUGUUGGCAGCACAUUUUAUGAUCAUAAAAUAUUGUUCUGUUAAUGUCAUGUAUGUUUAUUUCACAUUUGACAAACUGAAGUCAUAUGAAUGCUUGAAGAUGAAGAUGUUUUCUUUAUUGAGUGCAACUAAUUCAGUACCUAUAAUAAUGGUAGAAUAUUCUUCUAUCAUAAGUAUUAGCAUUUUUGUACCCGCAGCUAACCACCAAAACACACUUUUUUAAUUCCAAUGUUUACUAGCUAUUCCUCUACUUUGUCUGUUAGUUGUUUGAUGCUGCCCAGGUAGUGUACACUGACUUUUUUAGGUUGUUUUUUUUUUUUUUUAGCUCAGAAUGGUGCUGAUGAGAGCAAUGAGACUGAA